CUGCCCUUUCUAUAAAGUAGGUCAUAAGAACCUUCAUUCCAGAAGUAGCCUCAAAGACAGAGACAGCAAUAAGAAAUAGAACACACAAGCUUUGAUGUCAAAGGUUUAUAUAGCCAUUAUCUGGGAAAGAGAAAACCAUAAGACUUCCAGAUCUUCUCCGGUGAAGUGUGAUUCUCCCAAGGAUCACCAACAUGAACAUCAAAAGAUCUCCAUGGAAAGGGUCCCUCCUGCUGCUGCUGGUAUCAAACCUGCUUCUGUGCCAGAGCGUGACCCCCUUGCCCAUCUGUCCUGGUGGGGCUGUCAGAUGCCAGGUGACCCUUCGAGACCUCUUUGACCGUGCCGUCGUCCUGUCCCACUACAUCCAUAACCUUUCCUCAGAAAUGUUCAGCGAAUUCGAUAAACGGUACACCCAAGGCCGGGGGUUCAUUAGCAAGGCCAUCAACAGCUGUCACACUUCUUCCCUCGCUACCCCCGAAGACAAGGAGCAAGCCCAGCAGAUCAGUCAAAAAGACUUUGUGAGCCUGAUCGUCAGCAUACUGCGAUCCUGGAAUGAGCCUCUGUAUCAUCUAGUCACGGAAGUACGCAGUAUGCAAGAAGCCCCGGAGGCCAUCCUAUCCAAAGCCAUAGAGAUUGAGGAGCAAACCAAACGGCUUCUAGAAGGCAUGGAGCUGAUACUCAGCCAGGUUCAUCCUGAAACCAAAGAAAAUGAGAUCUACUCUGUUUGGUCGGGACUUCCAUCCCUGCAGAUGGCUGAUGAAGAGUCUCGCCUUUUUGCUUAUUAUAACCUGCUCCACUGCCUACGCAGGGAUUCACAUAAGAUCGACAAUUAUCUCAAGCUCCUGAAGUGCCGAAUCAUCCACGACAACAACUGCUGAGCCUAUAUCCAUUUCAUCUAUUUCUGAGAAGGUCCUUAAUGAUCCAUCCCAUUGCGAGCUUCUUUUAGUUUAAUCUCUUUUGAACGCAUGCUUCGAUGUAACAGCUCUCCUCUUAAAAAAUAAAAACUGACUCCUGAGAGACAUCAGCAUCUAAAA
Sapajus apella (tufted capuchin) is the source of this 1031-nucleotide messenger RNA. It is a transcript of the gene PRL, whose product is annotated as prolactin. The record is from RefSeq and is a predicted model, not a curated record. Gene Ontology annotation, molecular function: prolactin receptor binding; hormone activity. The transcript has 6 exons. Gene Ontology annotation, biological process: positive regulation of cell population proliferation; mammary gland development; positive regulation of receptor signaling pathway via JAK-STAT. The coding region runs from base 192 to 875 and encodes 227 amino acids. NCBI's taxonomy places the organism in Eukaryota, Metazoa, Chordata, Mammalia, Primates, Cebidae. Gene Ontology annotation, cellular component: extracellular region.